AGUGAGACAGAAUUGCUGGCUGUUCCGCCUAGCACCUGGUGGCAAUGCCUUGAGGAACCCCUCCAGUGUGCAUACACCUCGCAUCACAGCAGCAGCAGCAGCAGCAGAUGAAGAGGGACGUGGCUCCCCCAGCGCGGAGUCCCACUUGCCCUCUUAAAAAAUCCCAGUGGCAGGGACAGGGUGCAGCCUAGCAGGGGUGGCAGCAUGGGGGACUCUGAAUCAGAGUCCACCUUGCACAACAACUCACUGUGGUGGCUGGCAUGUGGGAUGUUAGCCCUGUUGGCCAACUCUUGGAUUAUCCUCAGCAUCACGGCCAAACAACAGAAACACAAGCCCCUGGAGCUACUGCUAUGCUUCCUUGCUGGGACCCACAUCCUUAUGGCAGCAGUACCCCUCACCACCUAUGCCGUGGUGCAGCUGCGGCGCGAGUCCUCUGACUACGACUGGAAUGAAAGCAUCUGCAAGGUUUUUGUCUCCACUUACUACACCCUGGCCCUGGCCACCUGCUUCACAGUGGCCUCCCUUUCCUACCACCGGAUGUGGAUGGUGAGAUGGCCAGUCAACUACCGGCUGAGCAAUGCCAAGAAGCAGGCUCUGCACGCAGUCAUGGGUAUCUGGAUGGUAUCAUUCAUCCUCUCCACCCUGCCCUCCAUCGGCUGGCACAACAACGGCGAGCGCUACUAUGCUCGUGGCUGCCAGUUCAUUGUCAGCAAGAUAGGGCUGGGUUUUGGUGUCUGCUUUAGCCUCCUGCUGCUCGGAGGAAUCGUCAUGGGCUUGGUGUGCGUGGGUAUCACUUUCUACCAGACCCUGUGGGCACACAGAAGACGCCGGCGGUGCCGCCAUCAGAGGGCAGAGGAAGCGUCAUCCUGCUCUUCAUCAGCACACACCACUUUCAAUGUGCCGGCCAUUGUAGUGGAGGAUGUACGAGGCAAAAGGAGGUCUUCACUGGAUGGCUCUGAGUCAGCCAAGACCUCCUUGCAGAUGACCAACCUCAUCAGCGCCAUUGUCUUCCUGUAUGACACUCUCACUGGGGUGCCUAUCUUGGUCGUGAGCUUUUUUAGCCUGCGCUAUGAUACGGCCCCCACCUGGAUGGUCCUGGCUGUGCUCUGGUGCUCCAUGGUGCAGACUCUGCUGCUCCCCUCCUUUAUUUGGUCCUGCGAGCGUUACCGAGCAGAUCUCCGCACCGUGUGGGAGCAGUGUGUGGCUAUCAUGUCUGAGGAAGACGGAGAUGAUGAUGGUGUGUGUGAUGAUUAUGGUGACAGCAGGAUCUGCAAAGUGAGAUUUGAUGCAAACGGUGCUGCAGCUGUGAAGCGGGACUCCCGGGACAUCAAGCUGCUACCCAUGCACCACAUGUUGUUGCCCCAGGACAAGGUGCACUACCUGCAGGUCCCUAUCUCCCGGAGAAUGUCACAUGAUGAGACUAACAUCUUCUCUGCCCACCGCUCUGCUCCAUCCUUCCUACACAAGUGGUCUUCAUCUGACGACAUCCGCAUUUCCACCCCCCGCAAGCCUGGCAGCCCCAGCUUCUUGCCUCCUCAGCUGCAUGACUACCAGCACCGCCGGCGGCCCCCAGAAGAUGAGCUGACAACCCUACGGCAGUUUUUGGAGGGGGGGCUGAUGCCGCGGGCCUCCAGCUCCAGCGCCUGCUUCUUCCGAGAUGAGAUCACCACGUUCAUCGACGAGACACCGCAACCCACCCCAGCCUGCAGCCCACGGCACUCCCGUCUCCCGCUCGCAUCGCGCCGCGAUCGCCGCCUCUCCCUGGGCAGCAGAGAGGAGAACGCUGACCGGCCACGGCGCUGCUCUUUGGCUGGCAACGAAGGCUGGCAUCUGCAGGACGGAGAGCAGGCGCCACGUGAAAGGACCCUUGAGGCCUGCGAGGCACAGACCUUUCAAGAUCCCAAACUAUGAGAGACAGCAUCAAAAACAUUCAGUGCCAUCACGAUUUUUAAAUAAAACUUCAAGUGUUCC
Molecule: messenger RNA, 1971 nt
Organism: Balearica regulorum gibbericeps (East African grey crowned-crane)
Lineage: Eukaryota; Metazoa; Chordata; Aves; Gruiformes; Gruidae
Source: RefSeq, a predicted model, not a curated record